This is a messenger RNA of Astrephomene gubernaculifera, 7133 nucleotides long. Lineage: Eukaryota; Viridiplantae; Chlorophyta; Chlorophyceae; Chlamydomonadales; Astrephomenaceae. The record is from the annotation of a GenBank genome assembly.
AGCUGCAGCCUAUGCAAUUGCCACAGCCACAGAACGCACCGCCGGCUGGAGGCAACACGCAAAGCAACCCUCAGGCGCCUGCGCAGUCUCCUCCCGUUGCCACGAACCCCUUCGGAGGAGCACCUGCUCUACGCAACCUGCUAAGCUUCUUCCGCCGGGGUCAAGAUGCCACUCCAGCUCAACAGCCCUCUGGCGUGCAACAACAGCCACAACAAUAUCCUCAGAUAGGAGCAUCUCAGCUGCAGCAGCAAGCCGGCUCAGGCCCUUCAGCCAACCCCGACGACCCUGAAAUGGGUCCGCAGCAGCUGCCCCCGCAGCAGCACCCUCAGCACCAGGCGCCCCGAGAUUCCGGGCUAACCUCGCAGGCGGGCGCUACCCCGGGUACUGCUGCUGCAGCAGGGCCGCAGGACCCCCAGCAGCCGGGGCUCAUGCAGAACGCGGCGGCGGACCGGGGCACGCUGCAGGUCGCCAUGGUGUCGUACGAGAACAGCUACAGGCUGCGCGAGGACCCUCCCGCGGUGGCCGCAAGCCUGCUGCUCAACUUUGAUGUGGGAGCGCUGGCGGGCCAGCCGCAGCCGCUGCCGCAGCGUCUGACGGCGCAGCGCGAGGGGCGCUUCGUGCGCGAGGAGAUGGGGCUGUACCGCGAGCGGCAGUGCAUCCUGUCGCAGCACUCGCUGAACAAGACGGAGCAGCGGAUUGCCCGGGCGGCUACCCUGGAUAAGGCGCUGCUUGCUGAGAUGGCGGGCGGCAACGCGGAGGCGGCGAUGCUGCAGGCGGCCUUCAUGUCACAGCAGCAGCAACAACAGCUCACUGUCGGCGCCUUGCCCACGGUCACGGAGGAGCCCGACGGUGGCGAAGGCCAGCAGCCGCAACUCCUGCAGCUGCCGCCUGCUGGCAACAACCCCCAGCAGCAGCAGCAACAACAACCCCAACUGGGUCAGACGCAGUUGGCUGCGCUGCAGCAGCCCAUGCAAGGCGGCGAGGGCCUGCAGCAACAGCAACUCGGCAUGGUCGCGCAGGGAGGCCAGAUGGUGGCAGGUGUGGGCGGCAUGGAUACGUCGGGCGCUGCGGCCACCAUCCAGGACCCCAUGUUCGCCUACCAGUGGCUGGACGAGAACGGGCUGAUGGUGUACGUGCCGGAUCCCCUCAAGCACCCCGGCCACGAGCGCCCAGCCCGGCGCUACGACCAGGACAAAGAGCUAAUGCGCACCUACGUGCGGCGCCCCGUGGCGGAGUCCGCUGCGGCGCUGCGCGGCGGCUCGCGGCUGUACCGGCUGGACAUCGAGCUGGGGCGGCUGGAGUUCCUAGUGCACCCGGGCAUGGCACAGGAGGACCUGCUGGCCGCCCGGCUGCUCGCUUUGUUCCGGGAGUUCAAGCGUCGCGAGGCGGUGGGUCUGGUCAUGUUCUACGCCAACCGCCUGGCCGCACUGGAGGACUCGCUGUUGGGGGCGCGGGAGAAGCUGUUUGCGCUGCAGGCUACGGAGGCUGCCAUGGAUGAUGUGCUGGACGCAUACGCCAUGCUGGGCAAGAUAGAGCGGGAGGUCGCUGAGAUGCGGCAGCUCAAGGAAGAGGAGGAGGCGCUGCUCUCGCGUACGGUACACGCCAUGGAGCGACUGUACGGCGAGAUCCAGACUGUACGACAAAGCCAGGGCUAUGCGCUGACGAAUCUGGAGCUGUCGGUGGUUGCCAAGCCGCCCCAGGAGCUGGCGUGGAAGCAGGGCGUCCUCACGCGGGAGCGCCUAGACGCGCUGCUCGUAGCCGCCGAAAUGGAGGAGGUAGCAGGGCUGCCCAGGUUCCCCGACCCGCUUCCCGUACCCGACCUGGCAGACCUCCCCCUGCUGCCCGCCGCCGGGGCCACCGUCACCGCGGGCCUAGGGCAGCAGCAGCAGCCGCUGAGGGGGCCAGCGGGCGCCGGCCAGCAGCAGCAGCCGUAUGUGUUCAGGCUGCGACGGUGUGAGUCCAUGUGUGCGGCCCAUGCGGCCAUUGCUGCGGACCUCACGGCGAGGCUGGAAGUGCUCAAGAACCGCCCCUCCGCCGACCCCGCCGACCCCACCCGCCGCCAGCUGGAGGAGCAGGUGGCGCUGGUGGGCCGCGCGCCCCGACGGGUGGCCAUGACGGCGGAGGAGCAGAUGCAGCUGCAGAUCAAGGCAACGGAGAUGGCCAAGACGGGGCAGAUCUUUGUCAGCCGCAUGCCGACCCUGGUGCCCGUCCUGACCAUCAGUCCGACGGACGCCCACCAUGCAUCACAGCAGCAGCAGCAGCAGGGCCAGAUGCCCCACGGCGCCAUUGCGCCGCUCAGGAUGCCGCAAGCGCCGCCCAAGCCCAGCCAUAAGCAGGGAGGCAAGGGCAGGUAUUACGUGAAGCUCUUUGUGAACGGUCACUACGUGGACUCCUCGGAUGUGGCGGCGCUGGGCGAUAACUUCGUGACGGACCUGAAGGACACGUUUAGCGUGCAGGUGUCUCGCUUCCCCGAGUCCAUCAGUGUGCAGCUCUUUGAGCGCAACCCGCUGCGGGACAGCUUCAUAAGCCAGAUCUUCAUCGCGAUUCCCGGCCAGGCCGGCAGUCCCCACGUGGACCCGCAGCCCCGCCCCUACCAGUUCACCGCCCUCAGCCCCUUCCGCACGCGGCAGCACCUGGCGGGGCCGGGGUCCAUGCCGCUCAUGCCGGACGGCCACCAACACGACCCCUUCCACAACUACCAAGCCGUGUUCCCAUCCGGAGCCAUGUACGUGCGCUGCGGCUGGGUUUCGGAGCGGGUGCUCCCAGGCAGCCGCCUGGGGGAUACCGUCUUACAGCAGCACGCGGGCGGCAGCGCUGCCAACGCAGCAACCUUGAAGAUGACGAUGUACGAAAACCCGCUUGCCGACCAGCGACCCACGGGUCAGGGCGGCCACCAUCUGGAUUCAGCCGGAGGGCUGCGUCCUGCCGACAUUGAGUCGGGCCGGGAGCUGAUGCCGCCGGUGCCCUCGGUACCUGUGGACCGCAUGCUUCGGAGGGCAGCGGAGCGGAUUGGUGGGAAGGCCAACCGCGCUCAGAUCAUGCGGUGGCUGAGUGAGCACGUGAUCGACCCCAAUGACCCGCGCAACGCGCCGCUGCUGGAGCUGCUGAAGACGCAGGAGGCGCACGCGGGGGCGCUGGGGGAGGUGUUCCGGCUGGACAUAUUCCCCGAUGUGGCCAUGCGGGACGACCGCACCGCCGACAAGCGCAUGGCUGUGCUGUCUCGGCGCUGGCAGGCGGGCAUCUACCGGGCACCCGACAAGAACCUGCUUAAGGGUGUUCGCUCCGUGCCCCUGCGCGCCCCCCUGGCCGCCUCCGAGACCGCCCAGCUGGACCUGCAGUACCUGGACCAGCUGGCGCUGCUGGAGGAGGCGAGUGGCGGCACGCAGCUGGCACUGGCGCGGGUGAUGAUGGCGCGACAUGAGAAGGCCAUGCCGCUGCAGAUCGGCGCGGUGCUGUCCGCCGCCGUGAAGGAGCGCGAGGAGCGCAUCCGCGCCUUCGCUCUGCGCGUGCGAGCCGCCGCCGCGCGGCUGGACGGGCGGCUGAUGGCCCGGCGCUUCCGCACGGAGGACGUGGUGAACGACGCGCCGCUGCCGCAGUUCAAACUGGAGCUGGCGGCGAUCACGCAGCUGCUGGCACCCAGGAGGCCGCUCAAGAGGACCAAGAAGCUGGUCAAGUCGCUGAUGACCUCCGUGCCCAAGGAGACGCAGCUCAUGGUCACCGUGCAGCGAGCAGCCAACCUGCCCGCACGCAUGGCGGAAGCAGGCGGAGCUGGUGGUGCCGGGUUCAGCGGUGAGGACCGCAACCGCAGGCGGGGUGGCGGCGGGGGGCGCCGCGGCGGGGGUGCGCUGGGCGGCGAUGCGGAGGGUGGUGGUGAUGCCCCCUCGGGUGCUCCCGACCGGCUGGCCGAGCAGCGCAACUGCUUCGUGGAGGUGCGCUUUCGCUCGCUGACGUCGCGGACGGUGGCAGUGCCGGGGGAGUUCCCGCUGUUCAACGAGCAGAUCGACCUGGACGUGUUCCGCGACGAGGGCGCUCGCGACCCGCAGCAGCAGCAGCAGCGGCAGCAGGAGCUGCUGGAGGAUGGGUCGGCGCUGGAGCCCAGCCCCACAGCACUGCAGGCCAACACCGACCUCAUCACCUUCAAUGUGUUCGAUGAGGUCAUCGUGGAGCCCUCAGAGCCCAUCAGCAUGCGCAGAAGGCCGCAUGAGGAGGUGGGUGACCCGGUGCGGCUGCCCGAGCGGGAGCGCCGCUUCCUGGGCUGCGUGAGGCUGCCACUGUCGGCGGUGUACCAGCUGCAGGUGUUGGAGGGCACCUUCCGGCUGGAGACGCCGCCGGUGGUGCUGGGCUACGUGCAGACCAGCGACCGCCCCGCCACCCUCAGCCUGCACCUCACGCUGCGCCCCCGCCUGGCCGCUCCCGCGGGCGAGGUGGACGAGCGGGUCACCAGCGGCGAGCAGCAGCAGGUGAACCGGCACGCGCAGAAGUGGCUGGCGGGACUGCUGGCGCGGCCCGAGUGCAGGAGUAGGGUGCUCAAGGUCAUGGCAGUCGACGCCGACGGCGCCGCGCUGCUGCUGUGCCGCUACGUGGCGCCCACCCCGCUGCCGCCCGCGCUGGCGCAGACGCUGGCAGCGGGGGGAGGGUCAGCUGCAGGGGGAGGGGUGGAGGCGGCCAUGCUCAAGCUGGCCAGAUUCGUGGCGCAUGUUCCCUACAUGGAGGACAGCGGCUUGCAGAAGCGCCGCAACGACAUCUGGACCAGCAGCUCCGAGCUGCUGCACCUGGCGGGGGGCGACUCGGAGGAGCACGCGCACCUGCUGGCCGGCUACUUCCUGCAGCUGGGGCUGCAGUGCUUCAUCGUGGCCGGCACCUCCACCGGCGGCGCCCGCAGCCACUUCGUGCUCACUACCGGCCAGCCGCUGCCGCCCGCACCCUACCACAGCGCCCCCCAGGCAGCAGCAGGCGGUGGCGCCCCCUCCGCGCAGCCGCACCCCCUGCUGGACCUGAACCCCGGGCUGCUGCGGCUGUGGAACCCGGUGACCGGCAGCGUGGUGUCGGCGCUGGACCCCACCGGGGAGAUGAGGGAGGUUGGUGAGCUGUACGACGGCUCCAACAUCUGGGCCAACACGCAGCCCUCGGGGCGGCCCUGGGAGAUGCGCUGGAACCUGGGGGCGCCGCGCGACUGGGCGCCGUUCUUCGGAGCCGCGCUGUCGCCCCGGGAGAUCGCCAGCGUGCAGACCACCCCCCUGUACGAGGAGUUGGAUGCGCGGUUCUACGAGGAGCUGGAGGCGCGGGUGGAGAAGCGGGUGGAGGAGGCGCUCAGCAACGCUCGUGCCGCGGGUGCCUUCCUGACGCGCCCCGACAACAAGGUGUCGCGACUGCUCAAGGGCCUGCUGCGGGAGAUGCCACAGGUGUCCGAGGCCCUGUCCGCCGCCUCCCUGGCUGCCAGCGCCGCCCUGGCCGAGGCGGGUGCGCGGGGACCCACCCAGCCGCCGCAGCACCUGGGGGAGCGACACAAGCUCAUCACGGGGCUGCAGGCCAGCCACAACGAGCGCAUCCGCCGCGAGGCGCGCUGCGAGUCCGCUCACGGCCACAUGCUGGCGCUGCCCUUCAGCGACCAGUACCUGGAGGCGGUCAGCGAGGCGGUGCUCAACACGGGCAUCCACCGCAUCGCUGACGACCGAGCCAAGUUCUCCACCGCCGUGUUCGUGGAGCCGCUGGGCGCCUCCUUCGUGUGCUGCAUCUGGAUAUACGUGGCGGUGGUGCGGGGGUAGCGGGGCGGGCAGGCGCCGGUGGACUAGUGGCAGCAGCCGUUGUACGGUUUUGUAGUGUUGUCGCAAGUCUUGGUAGUGGAUAGGAUGACGAGUGCCCAAGGCAUAUGUGGCAUGUGCAUGGCUCUACGAUGGCCUGUGUAGCACCAUUGUGUCUAAACUUACGUAAGCCACAGGACGGACACUGACGCUUUGUUGUGUGUGUUAGCACUGGCCGCCAGUGCUAUAAUGUACUGUGAUUUGCUGGUUGUACGUGUCUGUAGGUCAUGUCGUGUGUACCAUGCAGUCUUGUGAACUUAAUGUGUAUAUAUUGGGCACAUGACGUCUCUGACAUGACGUGAAAGCACAUGAGACCUGAGAUGUAGAUGCGGACAAUUCCGCCAAUCUGCUACCGUAUUACUGUGAUAUGGUGCCUCUAGCAAGGCUGCGAUAAGUGUGUUGUACAACCAUUAGGUGACAGUUACAGGCGUACUUGGUAGCCAUGCUUCAUGCGCCGGUGUCUAUUGUAGAGCUGCGCCAUGUGAAGUGACUAGUGAUAUAUAGCGGAAUGUUUGUGCGCAAUCUCGAUUGACUGUGUGCAUGGCCCAGUCGAUAGUCUUGGACAUGUGAGCCACUUGGCUUUGCAAGAGACACGUUGUUGACACCUUUAGCAGGGACACCGCCUUGUGUAUAUAUAUGCAGUAAGCCGGUACGCGAGGAGGGGCCUUCGUGACGUGUUAGUUGCGAUUAAAUGACGCCCUGUAGAGUCGUUCCCAGGAAGAGAAAGACAGUUUGGUGGGGUUGGAGCUGUACUGCUGUUGAACGGGCGUACGGCGAUAUGUGUGUGCGAGGCAAUGGCAGAAGGCCGGGACAGCGUGCCCCUACGUGGGCCCUAUUCGCCUGCGGCCAGCUGUACACUGGUGUGAUUACCGACUAGUCUCCGCCAAUGUAGAGGGAAGGGUCUGAGCGGCAGGCGGCCUGUGCUGGCAGUGUUGUGCGCUCUCCAGGAAAUCCGUUGCUCGGGAAGAAAGCUUUGGGAAGUAUUUCCGGGUUCACGGGGGCGUUCAGGUUCAGGUUUGCCACCUUGCUUUCGGUGCCUCAUUGCCGGUGCUGUUGAUGCAACCCGGGUUGCGGUGUUGUGAACGGUGCAUGUCCCCUUUGUUCAGCCUAUGUACGGACUAAUCACGGGAAUGAAGCUUAGCUUGGGAAAUGCGUGAUGAUGGUGGAUUUUUAGUUGAACAACCAGCCUGCAUCCUUAGGCGGCGGCAUUGCCCGUAGGUGACCCAUGGGUCGUAACCUGGCCAGGCGGGGUCUGCUUCCAGGGCCCUAAGGACGUUACCUUCGCCAAAUGUUCUGUCCUCUUAGCCGCCAGUAAUUGCCUACUCAAGCACG